AUGAAGAACAAGGCCACCACCGAGAGUGGCCCUGAGUCGCCUACUACUGCCCGACCCCUUGAUCUCGACGAUGACGAUGUCCAGGAAUCCGGCGUCUUAGGAGGUGACGAUGGCAACACCACAACUACUGCUGUCGCCACAAACACCUCCCAGUCCAAGGCUCCUGCCCAGGCCCAGGCCCCGACUUCUCCAAACGAGGCAGCGCCUCCUAAACCUCCCCGUCCUGUCUCUGAAACUCAACAGAAUGAGGCCAUACUCAAGGAAGCUUUCCCUAGUGUAGAGAUUAGUGUCAUCAAGGCUGUGCUGAGAGCCAGCGGUGGUCGCGUUGAGCCUGCGUUCAACGCUUUGCUGGAGUUGACUGACCCCGAUGCUGCUCAAAACGAACCUGCCGAUGUCCCACCUCCUCAGCCCCCCAGGCCCCAGAACCGAUCUCAGAUGUCGCAAAUGGAGGCCGAUGAACUAUAUGCGCGCCAGCUCGCGGAGCACUAUGACAAUGUCGGUGCCUACGAGAACCGAACUGCCAACCGUGGAGCCAACGAUGGACGACAAAGACAGGGACAACAAGGUCCAGAAUGGGGCGACGAUCGCGAGCACAGCUUCCUCGACGACGACCUCCCCGUCAUUCGCGAAAACCUUCGAAAAGGGUUCUUUGAGACACAGGAAAAGGUCAACGGAUGGAUCACAAACCUGAAAAAAAAGAUUGAGGAGAAUUUCGAUGAAAGCGAGGAGCAGGCACAAAGACAAGGACAGCCUUUCCGUCGUCCUGGAGAGUCUAGCCGCCGGAGCGGUGAUUAUGAUCGAUAUGAUGCGGACCCUCAAGUGCUCAGCGAUGACUUCGCUGGUAUGAAGUUCUCAUCUGAUGGAAGUGAGUAUCGCAAACACAAUGCGCCAAAGCAAAUAUUGACGAUUUUAGCACCCAUGAACCGGCCCAUGGCCAACACUGGCAUGUACAAGCCCCCGCCUCCAUCAACUUCACCCAAGCCUAGCAACGGCCGACGAGUUGGAUUCAAGGAGGAGACAGAAGAAAUCAACAUGUACGACUCAUCACCAAGAGUGCCACCCAAGGAUGCGGCCCCCAGCAGCGGUACAAGAGGAAGCAAGUGGCAACCUAUGUCCGCCGUUGAGCCAAGUCCCAUCGUAGAGAACGAUCCAUUCAGCUUGGGAGAUAGUGAAGAUGAGAGGGAGACACAUCAGAAGUCCAAGGAUGAUAAGACUGACGAUAGCGAGCGCCUGAAGAAGGCGACUGCUGAAGCCAUGGCUGACAGUCUAGCCGAGUCAAAAGAGACAGACGCAAAGAAGAAUUAG
Molecule: messenger RNA, 1305 nt
Organism: Fusarium poae
Lineage: Eukaryota; Fungi; Ascomycota; Sordariomycetes; Hypocreales; Nectriaceae
Exons: 2
Coding region: 1-1305 (434 amino acids)
Biological process (GO): ubiquitin-dependent protein catabolic process
Cellular component (GO): cytoplasm
Molecular function (GO): ubiquitin binding; ubiquitin conjugating enzyme binding
Source: RefSeq, a predicted model, not a curated record